ACUCCUGGAUAAAUCAUUAGAUUGCCGUCCUUUGCUUUUCUCGUCGUUACAUAGAGACGAGAGCUCAUCCCAAACCGUUCCGGCCCUUUCUGGAGACGCCGUCCCUUCGUGGUUCCGUUCCAGGAAAGUCUCAUGUCUGGGUCUGUCAGUCGAGCGACGGCAGACAGAGACACUCUCUGCCUUGUCGUUUGUUUGGUGCGCUAUUUCUCCGCUCAGCUAUCAGGCUAGCUGACUGGCUGACGGCUGUUGUUCCGAAGGCGCUUAGAGACUUAAUCGGUCUCUUGAAGACUCAAAGUGAAGACCUCGUCGUCGCCGCCGCAGCCGUGCUCUCUGUAACCGUCAUCAUUCGUAGCUGUAUCAAAAGUCGGUGCAUAGAGAAGCACCAGGAAGAGACCAUAAUAGCCAAGUCUUGCCCGUCUUGUGGCAAGAGGUGAGUCCUGAGACUUCGAGUUGAAGUGCUACGACACCGUCGACCACAAUGACCUCACUAGGGGUUGUUCGAGGCGGGCCUGUUGCCCGACCAGUGCCAAUGAAACUGUUCGCCGACUCGGUUGAUCGAACAACACCAUCCUGCAUUCCCAGGCUAUGCAACUUGAGUCUGACUCGGGUUCGUCUGUAUCGGCCUCUGGAGGGUGAUGUUUCCUCGUUCACAAUCGCCGUGAAGAUGCAGUCGUCGAAAAGGGCUCCCACACGCUCCUCUGACAUUCCGUACUUGCCAGCAAACUAUCCCGAAGACCCUCACAAGGUUUUCGACUGCGAGCUCGACCUACAGUUCUCGCUGCAGUAUCCGCAUUUUAUCAAACGGGGCGGAAACCAGCUGGUCGUCAUGAUUCAACGGAAGAAAAAAUACAAAAAUCGGACGAUGCUCGGCUAUAAAACCUUGGCCCAAAACUCUCUCAACAUGUGCGAGGUCCUCCAAGGUCCAGUCGACAAGGAGCUACACCUGUACGAAUCGAACGAUAAUCCGGACAAAGAGAAGCGAACCCCAAUCGCGGUGCUCACGAUGGGAAGUCUGAGUACUCAGCCUGUCGAGGAAAGCGGCAAGAACAUGACCAUUACGGAGAGAUUCUCUGAUGAUGAUUCAGAGGAUAGCAGUGAAGUUUCGGAUGUCGAGGAGAGCAGACGCCGGAGAAGUCUCCGAAAGAACAACAGACGAGGCUCGUUGAAGACGAUUCUAUCGCCAAACGCCGAGGAACAACCCACUGGAGGAGGUGCCAACCAACGGAAUAUCAAACAGAAGUUUAUCGCCUUGUUGAAAAAGUUCCGAGUGGCAGAUGAUGCGGAAGCGUCAGAUGGCGAACAAUCGGCUUGCGACGUCGCUGCCGAGGACAGGCGCCGGUUGGAAGAUCUCCUGUUCGAUGAACUGUCCAACUUGUCUGACCUGUCUGCUGGACCCGAGGAAAACGACGAUCUCUCAAUAACGUCAACACCGAAGCCCUCUCUGCGACCGUUCUUCUCGAGUUUGACAUUGGUACCACCGAACCCAGAUGGCAUCUCGAAGUCGCCGACAAACUUUAUUCCUCCCACGAGAGUUUCCGCGAGUGAAUCCGACGAAUCGGCUUGCGAUUCGACUCCCGACGAUAAGAAGCUCUUCCAGGACGAACCGGGACUUCCUACGAGCUGUUAUCUGGUCCACUCGACGGAGAGACACUCUCAGAUCGUCUCGACAUCACUGAAAUCUUCCGUCAAAACGCUGUCGUGCGUCUCUACGGGCGCAGAGCUAAAAGCUGCUCUCAGCGCGCUGCUGCAAAGAGUUCAGAACUUUUGCAACACAAACUCGAGGAACCCGACCUCAAUCAAGGUCGUCCUCAUGGGCAGCGAUAGCUUCGUCAACCAUUUUCUUCGGGCGUACGUUGAGCAGUUCUCGCUUAAAACUCCGGAGUGGAUGACGUAUUUCCGCUUUUUCCUCAUACCUCUCAACCCACACGAGGGCACCAUCGCGCGUUAUAUAUCGUCGGUGGACUCGAGUUAUCCGUUCGCGGAGCAGUCAUGGUUUGAUGCUUUAACAUCAUCGCACGAAAACGAAAUCCAGCAGAGGAUCGCCAAAUACGUCAACAAUACUAUCACUUCUGUCAUCCAGCUGCCCAUAGCGGAAGUAAUGCUCACCCUCUGCAAACAGGACUCGACUCAGGCAUUCGUUCCGUUCGUGACCGAAGUUCGGAUCGAAGGGGUGGAAGACAGCUCGCCUCCCGGAGCGGCGAACGACAAAGUUACGCCCCCCAACUCCCCGGCACAACAGCAACAACAGGGUCUCAAGGAUCGGGACGGCGCUCCGUUGGCCAGACCCGAGCCUCAUUUCGAGCCCAUGGAGCUCCAGAUCGACUUCUGGACUGUCAGCAACAAGGAGUCGAACAAGUGCACCUUGAAAGGCACAUUCCGACACCUUCAGGUUCGACGACUCCCUCCAUCUCAUCUGUUGACUUUGAGCUACUCGAAUAAAGAGAAAAAACAGAAGGUCAUGCGUCUCGGCAAGAAGAAACCUUCAAAUGCGAACGAAGAAACCCCUCACAAGUUCACAGAGGGAGUACAAAGACUCAUUUGUUCAUCCAAGAACGCGCCUUUGAGGGUGACUAUCGACGGAACCGAAUGGACAAACGUGAAGUUUUUCCAACUUUCAUCGCAAUGGCAAACUCACGUAAAGACCAUCCCAUUCGCGUUGAAUCAAAUGGGACAGCCCGGCCCUGAGAAAGACGAAUGAACGAUUCCUCAUCAGAGAGACAAGCGGUGAGAAACCCCUUCGACGGGCUUAGACACCACAGACGUCACACUUGGAGAGGAUACCCUGGUGGAUCGCGGAAAUGUUCAGCAUCCCCUCUUCCGAGUCUUUCGGAGCUCGACCACAUCCGCGUUCGGGGUAACGCAACGGAACAGCUGCAUUGGAAGAUCUGAGCCGAGCGCCUCUCCCCUCUUGAAAAAUUAUUAUGUCACUUCCAGGGCUGGCUAAAACGAUGCCAAGCGACGCCUCAAGUUUAGUUCCUCACUGAGCGACGAGGUACCUGUUUCGAGGAGACGGUGAAUCAGAGGAAAUAUUCUGUGAUUCGGUUCUCGCAUUUGACGGAUCCGGAGGUCAUGGCGAGCGACCAGGACGC
Galendromus occidentalis (western predatory mite) is the source of this 3089-nucleotide messenger RNA. It is a transcript of the gene KrT95D, whose product is annotated as phosphofurin acidic cluster sorting protein KrT95D. Gene Ontology annotation, biological process: protein localization to plasma membrane. NCBI's taxonomy places the organism in Eukaryota, Metazoa, Arthropoda, Arachnida, Mesostigmata, Phytoseiidae. The coding region runs from base 479 to 2698 and encodes 739 amino acids. The record is from RefSeq and is a predicted model, not a curated record. The transcript has 11 exons.